CUAGUUUCAGAAGUCACGUGGCCGACUUCAUCGAUUAGGAUUAGAAAAUUUCUUUCAGAUUCUUGCCGCCGUAUAGAACGUUCUACUUCUCCCUCAAUUACACUCUCAGAUGUCUGUUGAUCUCUCAAAACUCGACCAGCACCUUGCAACUAGGACCUACGUCGAAGGAUAUACUCCUUCACAGGCCGAUGUUCACGUUUUCAAGGCGUUACCCUCUGCUCCUGAUCCUUCCCUCGUCAACGUAACCAGAUGGUACAAGCACAUUGCGUCUUAUGCUCCUGAGCAUGCUUCUCUCUCUGGUUCUAGCAAGGCAGGAGAAGCUUUUAUCAGUUCUGCUGCACCUGCUCCAGCCGAGGAAGAUGAUGAGAUUGAUCUCUUUGGUGAAGACGAAGAAGAAGAUGAAGAAGCCGAACGCGUUAAGGCUGAACGGGUGGCCGCGUACAACGCUAAGAAAGCUAACAAGCCCAAAACCAUCGCGAAGUCUGUUGUUACUCUUGAAGUCAAGCCUUGGGAUGACGAAACGGAUAUGGAAGCUUUAGAAAAAUCUGUGCGUAGCAUUGAGAAGGAUGGACUGGUUUGGGGCUCCAGUACACUUGUUGCUAUUGGUUAUGGUAUCAAGAAACUGCAGAUCACGCUCGUCAUUGAGGACGAGAAAAUUUCCACCGAUGAACUUCAAGAGGAGAUUGCAGAAUUCGAAGAUUACGUCCAGAGCACUGAUAUCGCAGCCAUGCAAAAGCUCUAAUCUAAUUGGAAAUGUGUAUAUCACUUAUUGACUACCGGAAUAUGGUUGUACAUUGUCAAAUGCCUGUUAGGUAUCGUGGA
Molecule: messenger RNA, 822 nt
Organism: Lentinula edodes (shiitake mushroom)
Lineage: Eukaryota; Fungi; Basidiomycota; Agaricomycetes; Agaricales; Omphalotaceae
Exons: 8
Coding region: 110-742 (210 amino acids)
Biological process (GO): translational elongation
Cellular component (GO): cytosol; eukaryotic translation elongation factor 1 complex
Molecular function (GO): translation elongation factor activity; guanyl-nucleotide exchange factor activity
Source: RefSeq, a predicted model, not a curated record